AUGGAUUCAUUUAGGACUCUUCGCAGCAGCAUGGAGGAGGUAAAGGAGUACAUGUCACAGUCAGAGGAAGCGGCAAGUACUAGGCUGAGACAGGUAGAUGAGCUCACUGAAAAUUUGACUGCCAGAAAGGGAGAUCUUGAGAGGAGGCAAAGUGAGAAGAAUCAGAGGCUUAGAGACUUAGAGUAUCAUUUGGAGAUAAAUAGAUACAUGUUAAAGCAACAUUACGACUCCUUAAGGAAAGCCACAGACAACAAGUGGAGAGCACAGUGGCAACUUCAAAAUCUACAAAACAAAAUGAAGGAGGCAGAGAAUAAACGAAAUAUUGGGAUUGGGCUCGCAUUCAUUCCCGUUGUUGGGUGGAUCGCUGGAGGGAUAAUGAUUGGUGUUAGUCAGGGAGAUUUAGAACAGGCUUCCAGGGCAGCAGAUGAAGCAAACCGAGGUGUGAACCUAUUUCAACAUCAGAUCAACACCAGCUCCCAGAAGCACUCCGAGUACGAGAAGCAGAUCAGCCAGGUGAGGGUGGAGAUGAGUCAGGUGAGCGCUGAUGUGGAGAGAAUAUGGCAGGACCUGAAGACAGUGAAGAACCAGCGCACAACCAUAGCCAAUUUCCAAAGCAAGAUAAAGAAUGCAGUCAACCUCCUGGGUCAACUGGCCGGCACGGCAUCGGUGGCGGAGGUCCAGACAAGAGUCUUUGUGCUUCUGGGUCCUGUUAUCAGCGUACUGGAGAAUGUGAUUGAGCUGGCUGGUUACAUUACUCAGCAGUCUCUUCUCUGUGAGGACUUCUCUGUGAGGGCUCUUAUUGUUACUCUGCAGCAGAAUCAUGACAAGCUUAGGGCCAUUGAGGCUGAUAAAGAUGCAGACCAAGACAAUGAUUUUUAUUGA
Molecule: messenger RNA, 882 nt
Organism: Alosa alosa (allis shad)
Lineage: Eukaryota; Metazoa; Chordata; Actinopteri; Clupeiformes; Clupeidae
Exons: 2
Coding region: 1-882 (293 amino acids)
Source: RefSeq, a predicted model, not a curated record